Molecule: messenger RNA, 1671 nt
Organism: Galeopterus variegatus (Sunda flying lemur)
Lineage: Eukaryota; Metazoa; Chordata; Mammalia; Dermoptera; Cynocephalidae
Gene: CEACAM20
Product: carcinoembryonic antigen-related cell adhesion molecule 20
Biological process (GO): heterophilic cell-cell adhesion
Cellular component (GO): cell surface
Source: RefSeq, a predicted model, not a curated record
AUGCUGCCUGUCAGCAAAUGCAGUGCCAAGCUGCUCUUUCUGGCCAAAGCAGCAUUGGGGCUGGACGGCUGGUCAUUGCAGAGCCUGGAGGAACCUGUAGAACUGUUGAAGAAACUGAGGACCACAAAGACAAGGGCCUUUGCCCGUGAUGAGAGAGGCGCCUCACUUUUGACCACUUGGAGUCCUUUAGCUGCAGCCCCGCUCACCCUCAAUGCCAGCCUACUUAACACCAUCCAAAGUGAAGAAGACGUUUUUCAGUCUGCGUUUGGGAUCCCGUGGACACCCUAGACUCAUGAGAGAUUCAGGGGAGUGGCCAAACCCACCAUUUCAGUAACCCUGGGCACUGCCAUAGAGCAGAGCAUGGUGACUUUCUGCUGUGGCACCAAGGACAUCAACAUUACCACCCAGUGGGUCUCCAACAGCCUCCCCCUCGUAUUCCGUGAACACAGGCAGCUGUCCGUGGAUGGCAAGACUCUCACCAUCCCCACUGUCCGGCAGGAAGACUCUGGGACUUACCAGUGUGAAGUCUGGGGUGUCCCUCAGAUCCAAAGCAGUGACGCCCCCUUCCUGGAUGUGAACUACGGUCCUGAUGCUGUUGAAAUCAAGUUGGGAUCAGGUGUACCCAGCGGGGAGGUGGUUGAGGUGAUAGAGGGCUCCACCGUGAACUCCUGGGUGGAAACGUCUCACCCAGCCCCUGCCUAUACCUGGUUUCUCCCCAAUGACUCCAUUCUGUCUCUCAUGAAAGCAUUCACCAUCUGUGCCAUGUCCAGAGAUCAAGGGGGCAUGUACAGAUGCUUGGUGUCCAACAAUGCCACCCAGCUGUCCCUCCUGGGUGCUCUUAAAGUCCAAGUCCUUGGUGAACUGACAAAGCCUCUAGUCAUGUGCCUAAGCCUGAAUCUUGUGGAGGAUGCUGGGUCCAUGCCCCUGUCCUGCCAAACUACCCAUCAGUGGGUUGGUGUCGAGUGGCUCCUGAGUGGCCAGCCACUCCUGCCCAGUGAGCCGUUGGCUGACAACAGGACCCAGGUCAUUCACCACCUCUGGCGGAACAACACGGAGCCCUACAAGUGUGAGGUCUGGAACCAGGGCUACUGAGCACAGAGUGACGCCCUUGGGGGUCUGACCAUCAACUAUGGUCCUGACUAAGUUGACACCGCCAGGGGGUCCGCAUCUGGGGUGGUCGGCAUCAUCAAGGUGGGACUCAACUCUAGCCGGACCCUGCACUGUUGGGCUGAGUCCAAGCCAGGCACCGAGUAUUGCUGGGCCCUAGAACACUCUGCCAGGGAGUGUGUGGGGGAGCAGCUGAUCAUUGGCGCUCUGACCUGAGAACACAAAGGGACCUACAACUGCACAGCCUUCAAUCCUCUGACCCACCUGGCUCACUCUGCCUUGGUCCUGGUCAAGGUGGUCAAUCCCCAGUCCUCCUCCAUGUCUGCAGUGGCCAUCGCUGGCAUUGUUAUCAGGAUCCUGGCUGUCACUGCCCUGGUCUCAGGACUGGGCUAUUUCCUCUACAUUAGAAAUGCCAGAUGUGGAGAUGGGCAGGGACUAGAGGCAGAGAAGACUGAGGGCUUUGGGGUUUCAGGCCCUCAAGGAGAGGCAGAGAACCCCAUCCAUGAGGCCACACAACCCACCUCUGAGGAGAAGAACCCUACAGAGCCCAUUUCCAGUGAGUGA